This is a messenger RNA of Adineta steineri, 1662 nucleotides long. The record is from the annotation of a GenBank genome assembly. NCBI's taxonomy places the organism in Eukaryota, Metazoa, Rotifera, Eurotatoria, Adinetida, Adinetidae.
AUGGAUACUGAUAUAGGAAAUCAUCCCGAAGAAUCAUCAUCGCAGCUUUGUGCUAUGCAAAUCGAUCUUCAACAUGUCAAUAAAAACAAACAUGCUAAACAGAUGUUUGAUGCCGAAGCCAUUGGUUUGCAUGCACUUCAAGAAGCCUAUGGAGAUUCAGUUCGUAUUCCUCUAUCGUUUGCAUCUGGAUAUCUUUCUCAAUUCGAUGAUAAUCAAGGAGGUUGGUUUCUUGCAGAAUUUGUAAAAAUGAAGAAGAUCAGGACAAAAGACUCAAAUCUAAAAGACUGUCAAUUCGCUCAAGUAUUAGCAAAAAUGCAUCAGAUUUCAGCCGAAACUCAUUCACGUUCUUUACACAGUGGUCAAUACGGAUUUCAUACUAAUAAUUUUUACAUACACACUGAACAAGAUAAUACUUGGCAAAACGAUUGGUCUCAUUUUUUUAUCGAACAACGUUUUAAACCUAUCAUACAAAGAAUGAAAAUUGAUCCUCAUUUGAUUGAUGAUCAUGAAAAGAAUAUGGAAUUGAUUCUUCUCUGUGAACGACUCAUUCCACAUAUACCCUCAUUUCUUGCUUCAUCAAAUCAAGUUCAACUUCGUCCUUGCCUUCUUCACGGUGAUCUGUCUAGUCAAAACUGGGCAUUAGAUAAACAAGAUCGUAUCGUUAUUUUUGAUGGUUCCCCUUUCUACGGUCCAUUCGAAGUGGAUAUCUUUACAAUGCCAGACGUAUUUAUUUCAGCAUAUUUUGAUGCUAUUGGUGGUCCUGUUGAAGGAUAUGAAAUACGUUUUGAACUUUAUAAUCUACUUAGAUUACUUAGAUCUAUUAUCGAUGCGGGUCUUGAUACAUGGCGACCAAUAGUCUUUCAAUCCCUGUCUAAACUGUUAACACAUUGUGGCGCAUGGACAUUACCUUUAUUUCGAUUUCCUUGUGGAGUUAAAACACCGGUUGAUAAAAUCAAAUUACCAUCAUCAACGAAUAGUACCAUACAAAAAAAGAACGUUGUUCUUCUUUAUGGUGGUGGUUUUUGUCCUAUUCAUUUAAAUCAUCUUGCAGUAAUGGAUUUCGUUGCAGAGACACUUGAAAAAUCACCCUACGAAUUUGAAAUUAUAGGUGGUUAUUUUUGUCCAUCAAGUCAAAAUUGGAUAGAAAAGAAACUACCAGAAAAUUAUUUACCUAAUGCGUAUAGAGAAGCGCUACUUAUGUUAUCUACUGAAGGUACACGAUGGAUGGUAGAUCGCAAUUACUCAUUAGUGAACACACACGCAAAAAAUAUUAUUAAAGCAAUUCAAAGUUCAUAUGGAACAGAUUUUGAGAUUACAGUUGUCCAUAUUUGUGGAAUAGAUGCCAUCCAGUAUAAUGGAGACAAAGUUUCUACACAAUAUCCACUGGUGAUAGUCGAUCGAUUGGGAUAUGAUGGAGAAAUUUUAUGGAAAGAGUAUAUUCAAACAGCAACAACAAAAAAUCGAGAAAGAUUAAUUUGGAUUUCACCUUGGAAGGGUGAAACGAGAAGUUCGACAAUGAUUCGAAAUCUUUUUACCAACUUAAAUGAUAAUAAUCAUAUUGAAACGCGUCAAAGUCUUCAAAAUCUUCUGACACCUUCUUGUAUUGAUUACAUUCUGGAGUAUAAGUUACAAAAAUGGUUUCAAUCUCAUAAAGUUUUAUGA